GGGUGGGUGGUGCAACCAAUUAACGGCGGAAGCCUCGGAGUGGAAGGAGAGCUAGAGAGAGCUAGGCUAGGCGAUGGUAAAGGAGCGUAUCAUGCGUUUUGACUUAUCGAGUUUCGUUGUGUGUAUACCAGGGUGGCCAAGUGUCUCACUUGGAGCGAUCUUUGGGCGAGAAUCUUCCAGAACACUACCUAGGGUUGACGAACUUUGGAAACUCCUGCUAUGUGAACUCUGUAGUUCAGAGGCAGGCGCUUCUAUUUCCUGUUCGUUCGCCUGCCGUUCAUGAAGGAGGUAUUGGCGUACCAGCAGACUGCUGACGAACCAGACACCCUACUCUCCUUGCUGGCUGAGCUCUUUGACCAGAUAGCUACCUCUAGAAGAAAGUUUGGGAUCCUGCAUCCCAAAAAGUUUGUAACUAAAGUCAAGAAGGAGAAUGGUAAGAGUUGAGUAGAGCUUUCACAAAGCCUGUCUCUGUAGUUUUGUUUGACAACAUGCAGCAACAAGAUGCCCACGAGUUCCUGAACUACCUCCUGAACACUAUUGGGGACCUUCUGGCAGCUCGUCAGCGAGAGGUGGGUCAGCCAGGAUCCAGGACGUGGAUACAGGACAUAUUCCAGGGAACACUGACCAAUGAGACCCGAUGUCUGGUGUGCGAGACUGUUCGCAGCAAGGACGAGGACUUUCUGGAUCUCUCAGUGGACAUAGAGCAGAACACAUCACUCACCCACUGCCUCAAAACAUUCAGUUCCCACGAGAGACUGUGUUCAGAGUCCAAGUACUAUUGUGAGCAGUGCUGCAGUAAACAAGAGGCCACCAAGCGACUAAGAGUAAAGAAACUGCCUCUGAUCCUGGCUCUCCAUCUGAAGAGGUUCAAGUAUGUGGAGCAGUUCAACAAGUUUGUUAAGCUCAGCCACCGUGUGGUGUUUCCAUGGGAACUAAAGCUUUUCAAUACAUCAGGAGAUGCUGACAGCACAGACCACAUGUACGAUCUGAUAGCAGUGGUGGUUCACUGUGGCAGUGGGCCAAACAGAGGCCAUUAUAUCACCAUCGUCAAGAGCCAUGGGUUCUGGUUGCUCUAUGACGACGAUAUUGUGGAGGAAAUUGAGCCUCAUGAGAUAGAGAAUUACUUUGGUCUGACUGAUGCACAGCAACUCCAGCGAACUGGGGCUAGUGAGUCUGGCUACAUCCUCUUCUACCAGUGCAGAAACCUCACGUGACAGACCACACCCACACACACAUGCACCUCCACCAUUUGCCAUCUUCUGUACUUUUAGCUAAUACAUGAGUUGUGAUGAGUGUCUAGUAAGAGUUGGGGAAUGGGAGGGAGUAUUGUGAAGACCAAAUUAGUGGGAGACGACCAGCAAUUGGAACCACAUUCCACGACACCUGCAAAGUCAUAUUCUGGUUUCCCCUGAGGCCUCGACCAUCGUCAAAGAAGUUGUAUUUGGUAGCGGCACUGCGCAGGUCAAGGAUUGCGGAGUCUCCUCUCCUGAUGAUACGGUCCCACAGAACCACCUGGUUUCGAGGCUGG
Messenger RNA from Geodia barretti, 1528 nucleotides. The record is from the annotation of a GenBank genome assembly. NCBI's taxonomy places the organism in Eukaryota, Metazoa, Porifera, Demospongiae, Tetractinellida, Geodiidae.